Molecule: messenger RNA, 4066 nt
Organism: Verruconis gallopava
Lineage: Eukaryota; Fungi; Ascomycota; Dothideomycetes; Venturiales; Sympoventuriaceae
Exons: 5
Coding region: 185-3718 (1177 amino acids)
Source: RefSeq, a predicted model, not a curated record
UAGGCGUUCGUUUUCCCAGCCCGACGAUUCAAGAUCACAACUUCGCGGAUCAAGACGGCGUAAGACGGGAUCAAGACGACUGUGACUAGACUUUCGGCCGACUCCGGUCCUCUCUCGACCGAGCAGACCUUCGAAUUCCUGUCUUUGCAUCUUCAGCGCAACAUCACACCAACAAACUGUCGUCAUGGCUCACGGCUCGAGAGGUGCCGCUGGCCAAACGACCGCCACUCAGAACAACGGACAUGCGAGCAACGGUGUCUUGACAGGCAACACCGUGCCUGCACCCGCGAAGAUUAAUCAGAAGAAGGCGAAGCGGCGAGCAAAAGAGGCCGCCAAGAAGCAGGCGCAGGCUCAACGGGCCGCUGCUGACGCACAUCACUCCCAAGGGUCCCACGAGUAUGAUGAGGCGUACGAAGAGCAAGACGGCUACGACAAUGAACAGUACUACUCAGACGAAGAUCCGGCGAACCGCCAGCAAUACGAACCCGCUUACUCAGCUCAGUCGCAGACGGCCACGACGUCGGUGAAUGGCACCGGGAAGAAGAAUAAGAAGAAAAAGAAGCGGCAAGAUGCUUAUGCCUCUGCACAGAACAACGGCUACCGCGCUACUCCGCCUCCUCCGCCUUCCGGAACCAUCUCCACGCGAUCGCAUCAGAUGUCGACCAACGAUCACAUAUGGAACACAUCAACACAACAAGAGAGGGAGCGCAUCAAGGAAUUUUGGCUAUCUCUGAAGGAAGAAGAGCGACGGUCACUUGUCAAGGUCGAGAAGGAGGCGGUGCUCAAGAAGAUGAAGGAGCAGCAGAAGCAUUCGUGUAGCUGUACUGUGUGCGGGCGUAAGCGUACGGCCAUCGAGGAGGAGCUCGAGGUGCUGUAUGAUGCUUAUUAUGAAGAACUGGAACAGUACGCACUCAAGCAGGUUCCGUGGGCCACGUUGCUCGGGACUCCUGCUGCCACCCCUUCUUCAGAGCCAUUUGACCAACGUCAAAACAGGUCGCCGCCAGAUCGCAUACCCCCACUCAUACAUUCACCGCCGCCCCGAGAGCAGAUCGUGGAGGUCUCGGACGAGGAUUACGAGAAUUCUGAUGAGGAGUAUAGCGACGAUGACUAUGAGGAGUACAGCGACGACGGGUCGGAAGAGCUGCCUAGGGCGACUGCGGAUUUUUUCAAUUUCGGCAACAGUCUCACGGUCAAAGGUGGUAUAUUGACAGUUGCAGACGAUCUGCUGAAGAACGAUGGGAAGAAGUUUAUUGAGAUGAUGGAGCAGCUGGCCGAACGUCGAAUGGCGCGAGAAGAGGAGGCGCAAUAUGCUGCCAUUUCACAUCCAGGCUCAUACAACGACUUCCGACAUGGUCACGGUGUUCCAGAGGACGAGGGCGAUGAUGACUAUGACGAUGAUGAGGAGUAUGACAGUCAGGAGGAGUAUGACGAUUCAGAGGAAGACAUGGACACCAUGACCGAAGAGCAGCGGAUGCAGGAAGGACGACGCAUGUUUCAGAUCUUUGCUGCGCGAAUGUUUGAGCAACGCGUGCUCACGGCAUAUCGUGAGAAAGUUGCUGCGGAGCGACAGCAGAAGUUAUUAGAAGAGCUAGAAGCGGAAAAGAACGUCGACGCAGCGCGGGAAGCGAAGAAAGCCAAGGACGCCGAGAAGCGCAAGGCCAAGAAGCAGGCGCAGAAGCAGAAGCAGAUUGAGGAGAAAGCACGAAAGGAUGCCGAGAGAGCUGCGCAAGAGGCUGCACUCAAGGCAGAACAAGAGCGGAAACUAGAGGAACAGAAAAAGCGCCGUGAAGAGCAGCGACUAAAGAAAGAAGAGCAACGAAAAGCGCAAGAGGCGGAGCAAGCAAGGAAGCAGGCCGAGAAGAUCAAGCGCCAGAAGGAAGAGCAAGAACGGAGGCAGGAGGCCGAACGCAAAGCACGCGAGCAGAAGGAAGCAGAGCGAAAGAUUCGAGAAGAAAUGAAGAAGAAAGAGAGAGAGGAGCGUGAGGCUCGCGAGAAGGAGGCUAAGGAGCGCAAAGCGAAGUCUGAACAGGAACGCAAGGAGAAGGAGGCAAAGGAGAAGGCGGAACAAGAGCGGCAACGAAAGGAAACGCAAUCUACACAGCAAGCCCAAGGGGCGCCGGCUGCCAAGCGAGCUGCGGCACCAGCAGCUGUCCCCAUACCUCCAGGACUUUCGAAACAGCCGUCGAAUUUUGCGUCGCCACAUGUUCAGGCUGCUGUGCCGAAAGCACCUACUCCAGCACGACCUCGACAGAGCUCGCAGCAGGGUUCCAAAGGCUCAUCUCCAAAGACGCCUGCUGCUGCGACGGCGGGGCAAUCCAAAUCUGGCUCUCCAGGCGUUAUCGGUGGGCCAUCACAAGCACAAAAUGCCCCCGUAGCACCAAAGACUAUAUUAUCUAGACCUCCGAGCCAACCGCCUGUCAGCGCAGUGCAGCAGCCGAACAUACCGGGCCCUAUGGGCAUGGUUCCUCCCCCGGGUAUGCCAAUGCCACAGGGGGGGCCUUAUGGUAUACCACCAGGCUUGAACGGCUUCCCCCAUGGUCCCGCAUCGAUGAUGCCGGGCAAUAUGCAGCGGACGCCUAUGCCUCCAGGCAUAUUCUCACCACCACAGCAGCCUAUUGGCGCAGGAUUUCCACGACCCUUUGGUGUGCCAAAUGGCAUGCAGGUCCCACCGCCAGGAAUGGGUGCUCCGGGCAUUCCACCCUUUGCUCGAGGGAUGCCUGAAGGGCCACCAGGAUUCGGAGGACAACUACCCGGUGUACCAUAUCAGGCUGCAUUUGCUGACUCAAUGCCUGCACGAACUGUUCCUGGAGCCCAGCACUCUCGUCAGCAUUCAAGUUCUUCACCUACAGUCGAUCAGCCACCAAUUGGCUCCGCGAUCCGGCCUCCUGCGCCUAUUCAGCGACCAUCCAGUGUUAAGCCUGGAGGUAAGAAGGGUGAGCUAGAUGAUCUUGCGGACCACCUAGGUAGCAGCGCUCUUCUCGAUGACGACGAGUCACCAGAGCCUGACUUCUCCGAUCGUCAAGCCGCCAUGGCACCUGGUCUUCAACAUGGUGCCUCGGACCCUACUGGUUUCAGCGGACCUCCGGGCUUCAGCAAUCGUUCAAAUCCACCACGUCUGGAUUCGUACGCCAUGGGCGGCAACACCGCCUGGGGUACGCCGUCUAUUCCAUUUGGUACACCGGUGCUUCCGGGAACUGCCAAUUGGGUUGGCUCACCCACAGGUGGUUGGCCAACAGGCAAUGCAUUCGGCCUGGGUCUCGGGAAUGGGCUUGGUACUGCUGCUGCACCAGGAAGGCCAAGGCACCAGCAAAUCCGCAUCGCUAUUGUUGACGCUUACAAAGCGCAGGCUCACACUAGUGAGGACGGAUUCGUGGACGCCAAAACGAUCUACUCGCAGAUUAGAAACCUACUCCGACCACCAAUUGAGGAGCAGGACAUGCGCAUCCUACUGGACACGGAGGGCACUCCCCAGAAUGGAGGUGGAUCCUUCCAGUUGCGGAUCAAGGGGGAAAAUCACCUGGACCUGAUGCUCAAGUGGACUCAGGACGAUGGUUUGGGACGUGGAUCUGUCGGUCAGAUUGGCGGUGCCGGCGAAAUCGGCAGUCCUGUUGUAGGCGCAAGUCAUCCUGUUGGCAGCGCUAAUGCCACGCCCUUCGGCAGCCUGAGGGGAUUCCCAAGCCUAGCAGGAGGACUGACCGGGCUUGGUCAGAGCCUGUAAAAAGUUGAUGACAACAGUUAACGGGACCACGCAAUUUACGGGCAAGGGGAAAGGGCUCUCGCUCAGUUACUAUUCAUUGAUUGCAUGAACAGCUCUUGAGGUGUUUCGACAACAUUGUUUUUAUGGUUGAAAGGUGCAUUCUGCUGAUCUUCGUCAUCGGCCACAUUUUGAAAUGCUAUGCAUUAACCGCUUCCUCACUCCUGUCUCAAGGCUUUGGCCACUGGGCGAAAGCUUGACUUUUUUGUGUGAGAAGGCGGACGCACCGUUUCUUGGUAGGACGCUUUGAGUAGCAGGUAGUCGUAUCGAGAAACAUACAGUGAGCAGUCUUGCAGACUUUGUUCUUUUUGA